This is a messenger RNA of Triticum urartu, 3007 nucleotides long. Lineage: Eukaryota; Viridiplantae; Streptophyta; Magnoliopsida; Poales; Poaceae. The record is from RefSeq and is a predicted model, not a curated record.
CCGGAUCUCACCAAGGAUUUACGUACUUGUUUCCUCCUCCUCCUCCUCCUCCUAAAUAUUCCCUUCCCCUUGAAACCACACCACACCACACCACAGAGCUCCCAAUGACGUCGACCACGGCGACAGAAGUGGUCGGACACAAGGAGCUCGGGACGGCACAUAUGUUGUGCGGUGCAAGCAACUUAUUCUCUAUUGGAUUGGAUUGGAUUGGAUUGGAUUUCCGCUGAGAACACGGGCGAACGCAAGCGCGCCACACCGCAGGACGUGUCCGGCGGUCCACUGGGCCAAAGGCCAGAUCUCGGCCCAGGCUACCCCGUACGCAUGACAUGAUGUGCGCAAGCCCAACCCACCGCCUGUGAUCCACCGGGCUCGUUAUUGGGUGGACGGGCCUGGCUAUGGAUGGAUCUGGCCCAAUACAUGCCAUCACCUCCCGACCCAGCCGCCGUCUCUCUCUUUCGGGGGAGGAAAGGGCGAGAGGCCGAGUCGAGGGGCGGCGGCGGCGACAGCGUCGACCGGUGGCGGAGGCGGCCGCCACCACCUCAACCCCCCGUGACCAGAGGGCAUAUUUCCUUCACAUAUCUCGGUCAAACAGCCGGCCGUCAAUCCGCCAUAGCUUUUCGGGGGAACGUGGUGAGGUUGUUCUGACCGGCGGUGAUCUGUUUUGGAGGCGGCCGUCCCCAGCCCAAGCUCGUCUGCCUAAGGUCGACGGCAAGACGGGACUGAGGCUGCAUCUGCGGGUUCUAUCUGUUGAGGACGCUGCCUUUCUUCCAACAAAAGCUUUCUCAGAUGGCCCCCAAGGAGCAAAGACUUCACCCUGAUCUGUUCAAGGUGACCCACCAGAAGGUGGUUGAUGCCAUCAGGGCAAACAUGCCUAAUCAGACCUCAUAUGAUCAAAUUAAGAUUAUCCAACUCAGCUGCGAGCCAACAGAUGAAGAAUUGUUGACGUUUUAUGCGGAGGUCCAUAAUCACCUAUUGGAGGUGGCUUCCCUUUGUAUUGACAAGAAUGCGGAUUUCUUUGCUCCAGAGGAGGGAUUCGUGGAAGGCUUUGUUCCUGAGAUUGCAGAAGGACUACCAGUGUUAAGGCUUCAAACUAAGAAUAUAUCAUAUUUCAUUGUUGAGUUUGUUGGUCCUGGAGAACCACGCCUGCAAUUUGCUGUUCGCCAUGACAACCUGUACUGUGUCGGUUUCCGGGUGUUGUCUGCAAAUGAUAACGCAAAAACCAAAGCUUGGUCCUCUUUUGGUGAUGUUAGUCUUUUGAAGUGUGCUGCAUUUCCGAAUGUUGAGGCAUCUAGAUUGUCAGAGAGCUAUAAAUCUUCCAAAUCAGUGCGAAUAUACCCCAAGGUUUUCCCACGAAUAUAUAUGUACUUCUCCAAAUACACUUGCACUUCUGCUGUAGCUGUUGGGGAAUUGUUAAAAGACACAUUGUUUGUUGUUGCAAGUUUCUAAUGAAAAAGUACUUGAGGUCAAAGGUCAGGGAAUAUACACUUUUGUUAUCAUGGUUGUUUCCUUAUAGUGAACAACUUUGAUCACCACUUCAGCAGCUACUAUCUAUAAGAAGACAUUAGCUAAGUAGAUACAGGCAAAGAAAGCAUGUAGGCAAAACCAGAAUUAAAAACAUCCUUCUCAAUGGAGCUCGUGCAGUUCGGAAGACCCUAAUGAUCGAUGAGGGACCCCUCCGAUGGUAGCAUGGCGUGACAAUUGCCGUCAAUGACGACACCCAAAGUACCUUGCACAAUCCAUCGAUCCAGUUCGGAACAAUCAAGCACAUACCUUGCAAAGUGAUGUGGAUCUGAAGCAGAGGUGGGAAGGUAAAGGCUCAGGUGAGGUGGAAUGAGACGUUGAUAUAGACGUGCACGCAUGAGAAUAAGGCGGUGCCCAGGAUGGAUCUCCAUCGGAGGAGGACAGAUCCGCUGGGGAGGAGGUCGCUGUAGUACCUGCCAUCUGUGCGAUGGAUCACGGGGCUAGCAGGCAGGGGGAGGGGAUAGGAGGGAGCGGGUGGGCUAGAGCGCAGAUGGCGGGUGCCCCCGACGACGGCUGGGAAGGAUGGUGGAGGAGGUGGAUGAGGAUGGCGGCGGCGGCGUCUGCGGUUGCGCCUCGUCCGCAGCCGUGCUGGUGGUGGUCGAUGCGAGAGUCGGAUGGCGUCGGCCAGAAUCAGGCAGGGGCGACAAAGAUUUAGAGGAGAGAGAGAAUGGAGGCGAUGAGCGAUGGGAGGAAGGGCCACCGGCGAUUGGGGUGGCCUCAGAUCCGCCCUCCGUGGCCGCCUAUUUCAUGGGACGAACACCCGUGCUCACCGUCGGGCUCGCCUUCGGCCGCUGCCUCGCCGACAUUCACGACGUAGAGCCCCUUCCUUCGAUCCCAUUUGCCAGGGAGGCAGCGCCAUCCUUCAUCACAGAGAACGAGUCCACACUGAGAUCCCAACCAGAUCGUGAUUGCGCCUCCCCAAACCGCAGCGGCACAUCCCACUCCAUCAACGACCAACCUAUAUGAGGCGGAGGGUCAGUGUAGGACGCGAGCGCCGUCACCAUGGACGUGGGGGACGCCGUAGGUGGGAAGGAGGCGGCGACAGCGUCUGUGUCAGGAAGAUCGCACGACGGUGGCGGCGUUUACUCGAGGGGAUCGAGAGGAGCUGCGUUUGGUGCCGGGUGGGUUCUUUGGUGCGUGCGUGGGGCUGGAGGUUGUGAUAGGUGAUCAGGUGAGGGCGUGCCAUACCUGGAUCGAUAGCCUUACCAUACCUGGUGGUAAUUUAAAUUUAUUACCAUAUUCGAUAUUUCCCGAGUUAUGGCCUUACCAUACCUGGAUUGAUAGCCUUUGGGGUAAUUUAAAUUUAUUACCAUAUAAUUACCAUAUUCAAAAUUUCCUGAGUUAUGACCUUACCAUACCUGGAUUGAUUUAUUACUAUACGUGGAUUAAUUAUGAUUGAUUACCAUAAAUACGUUGGUGCGUGCGUGGGGCUGGAGAUUGUGAUAGGUGAUCAGGUGAGGGCGUGCCAUACCUGGAUCGAUAGCCU